CAUUGGGGAUUUCUCAGCAUAAGAGGAAAGUAGUGAGGGUCAUUUACCACCUCGAAAUUAUUUUGGCUUUGCAAAUAAGGACAGGGCAAACUUUGGCUCAUUCUCUGGAUCAGGGUUUUUCCUAAUUCAUUUUUGCCAUAGGAUUAAGCAUUUUUCGUUUUCACAUUGAAGCAAAUCACCAAAGGAAAGUCAUAGAAUUUGCUAGGAAAUAAGCAACCUUUGGGAAUGCUGAUCAAUGACAGUCUCAAUUGUAGAAAAGAGGGGCUUCUCUCGGAACCGGUACUUUGAUUUGAGGAAAAGGGAAAAUUUGAAUUGGGAUAAUGGGUUGCAUUUGCUCCAAAGGAAUUCUUCUUGGACAUUAUAAGAUUAAAGGCAGGGGUUUGAAGCGUAGCAAAUCUUCGAAAAGGUUUGCUGCAUCCUCAAGGAGAGACGAACUGGCGGUCACAGCCGAUGGCGGAGGCCACGACGGUGCAGAUCGACUGAUACCAAGCCCACAUGAGAUUGAGAAUGAAGUGGGGGAUAGGAAAGGCGAUGAUUUCAAUGAGAAACCAUCCAAAUCCCUUCAAAGACGAGCGACAAUGGACGUCCAGUUGAAAGUGGGUAAAGUAGGUAGCUUUCCCCUUGGCGAGAAAGCAGCCCAAGUGGUAGCCGGAUGGCCUUCUUGGCUGACAGCAGUGGCUGGAGAAGCUAUUAAUGGAUGGGUGCCUCGAAGGGCCGAUUCAUUUGAGAAGCUGGAAAAGAUUGGCCAAGGAACUUACAGCAGUGUGUAUAGAGCACGCGACCUGGAAACGAAUACAAUUGUAGCCUUGAAAAAGGUUCGAUUUGCUAAUAUGGACCCGGAGAGUGUUCGAUUCAUGGCAAGGGAGAUAAUUAUCUUGCGAAAGCUUGACCAUCCAAAUGUCAUGAAGCUGGAGGGUUUGAUAACUUCAAGGGUUUCUGGCAGUCUGUAUCUUGUGUUUGAAUAUAUGGACCAUGAUCUUGCUGGCCUCGCUGCGACUCAUAGGAUAAAGUUCACUGAAUCUCAGAUCAAAUGUUACAUGCAACAGCUACUUCGUGGACUUGAAUAUUGCCACAGCCAUGGUGUUCUACACCGUGACAUAAAAGGCUCUAACUUAUUAGUGGACAACAACGGCAAUCUCAAGAUUGGAGAUUUUGGAUUGGCAACUUUUUUCCGGACCAAUCAAAAUCAGCCUCUAACAAGUCGCGUAGUCACUCUUUGGUACCGACCUCCUGAGCUGUUGCUUGGUUCUUCAGAUUAUGGAGUUUCUGUGGAUUUGUGGAGUUCUGGUUGCAUCCUAGCUGAAUUGUUUGCUGGGAAGCCGAUAAUGCCUGGAAGAACAGAGGUGGAGCAAAUGCACAAAAUUUUCAAACUCUGUGGGUCUCCUUCAGAAGAAUAUUGGAAGAAGUCAAAAUUGCCACAUGCAACCAUUUUCAAGCCUCAGCAACCUUACAAGCGCUGCCUCCUGGAGACAUUUAAGGAUUUUCCUUCAUCCGCACUGGCCCUGUUAGAUGUUCUUCUCGCAGUUGAACCAGAAUGCCGUGGAACGGCUUCUUCAGCCCUUCUAAAUGAUUUCUUCACAUCCAAUCCUCUUCCGUGUGAUCCGUCAAGUUUGCCGAAGUAUCCAUCAAGCAAGGAGUUUGAUGCCAGACUUCGAGAUGAGGAAGCCAGAAAGCGUAAAGCUACUGCUGGUAAAGUUCGUGGUCUUGAAUCAAUCAAAAAGUGUUCGAAAGAGUCUAAAGUUGUGCCUAUGUCACAUGACAAUGCUGAUUUUAAGGCAUCCAUUCAGGAGCGACAAGGGCAAUCGAAUCCCAGAAGUACCAGUGAGAAACUGGGAGGAACGACCCAGAACAAUGUCACUCCAUCUGGACAAUCAGCAGAACCCAGUCUUAAUGGAUCAUCACAAAUUGGAAAUGCAAAUGAGGGCGAGGCUUUGACUGUGACAGGCCGAGAACUUGAUUCUUCAAGUGGUGGUGCCGAGUUGACAAGGCAGAGAUCUUUCAUGCAUAGAAGAGCAUCGCGGUUAUCCAGGUUUUCUAAUUCUGUUGCGGUAGGAGCUGAUUCCCUUCUCGAUUGUAGUAGGGAGACAGGUGCUAAUGUUGAAUGGAGGGACGAGGCUUUUGUUGCCAGGUGUAAUUAUCAAGAUGGUGGCGAAUCAUCGGGAAAGCAUGACUGGUCUCAUCAUUUGCUACAUAAGCCGAUGUCUUUGUUUAAGAAGGCCGGAGAGCACCCCGGGCGGGAGUCCAUUGCGAGUUAUUCUCCCAAAAAGAGCCGAAUCCACUAUUCUGGACCUUUGCUUCCCGCGGGAGGUAACCUCGAUGAAAUGCUCAAGGAGCACGAGCGACAAAUACAAAAUGCCGUCCGGAAAGCUCGCCUUGAUAAGGUCAAGACAACGAAUCAUGGGCAGGUGGGGGCACUUUUCUAUUGGCCAAAUGGUAGGUGAUGCUAAGGACUUCGUGCAAUUUUCUCUUGAAGCAAUGACGCCCAUGAGAUGGCAAUGGUGACGACAGGAAGCAGAAUUCCUAAAAGAUGUGAUCAACACAAGCAUUUUGUGUCGGAGCAUCUGCUGAUUGCACGUCACCGAGUACUUGUCCUUAGCACUUGAUGACGCUCCUCGUGCCGUAUCAAAUCCUAAGCAAUCGGGUUUUGGCAUUGGUAAAAUCAAGUGGCGGUCUUGUUUUGGUGCUCCAACAAUGGAAAGAGCUGUAUAUUGUCAAUGUUUGCUCUGAUUGUUGGAAGCAUUCUCUGUACAGUGAUGGCCCAUCUCCAUCUCUUCAUUGACUGCCCCUUGACUUGACUAUGGAAAGGUUGCUACAUAAUUCGAAUAAAAUUGCUGAAAUCUGGUAAUUUUGAGACAGGGUAUUCUAUGUGAGUUUGAAUGAGAUCACGAGGAAGAUGACAUCAUUAGUGCUUA
This is a messenger RNA of Rhodamnia argentea, 2912 nucleotides long. Its product is annotated as probable serine/threonine-protein kinase At1g09600. The transcript has 8 exons. Lineage: Eukaryota; Viridiplantae; Streptophyta; Magnoliopsida; Myrtales; Myrtaceae. The coding region runs from base 321 to 2441 and encodes 706 amino acids. Gene Ontology annotation, molecular function: ATP binding; cyclin-dependent protein serine/threonine kinase activity; RNA polymerase II CTD heptapeptide repeat kinase activity. Gene Ontology annotation, cellular component: nucleus; cyclin-dependent protein kinase holoenzyme complex. The record is from RefSeq and is a predicted model, not a curated record. Gene Ontology annotation, biological process: protein phosphorylation; positive regulation of transcription elongation by RNA polymerase II.